AUGGCUCAUACACCCUGACUAACUCAGCUGCCUGGGAGGUUACUGUUGUGGACUAGCCUAUAUUUUACCAUUGAAUCUUGAAUACGCUAAAACCUUUGUGCAUUUCGUCCAGAAAGAUAGUUUGGUUUCCUAAUCCUAAUCUGAAGACAGCGCUUCAGGACAGCGUCUACAUAAACUCAGUUUAUAAACGUCAAGGUCUGACCAUACGAACAGAGCGCAGGUCUUCAUUCACAUGUUGAAGAAUGAGGUGCAAGUGGACAUACGCUGUUGUUUUCAUUCACUCAAACUAACUACAGUGACCAACCGCGCUGAAGAUCUGACGGGUUUUGGAAUGAGAAGUGAACAUUCAAAGGACCUGUAAUUUGUCUAAUUGUUUUCUUUCCUCGUAAAUCGCAAGAAAGGAUGUGCUAGAGAUGAACGCUUUAUCAGCCUGGACUAUUGACAGUCAGCGAGCGCAUUAAACCGGCUUCUUAGUGUUUCCUCUAAUAAUUAUGUACAUGUAGGUAACUGUGACUCUUUGAAUGACUUUGCCAUUCCUUGCACUGCGGUCGUUUAGAUCUGUCUUCAUCUUUUGUGCAGUAAAAGAAACAAUUUUAAGAGAACAAAUUCCGUGCGUGGGAUAUUCAAGGAAAAUCUGACGGGUCGCGAACUUCUUCAUCACCGGAACGCUGUAUCGAAGGGGCUACGAUUGAAACUUUCAGAAAUGCCGCAGGUGGAGAUGUUUUAUUUUGUGUUGAUCAGCCUGUGGAUGUCUGUGUUGGGCCUGGAACCGGCGUCUAAGGUUGUGGCGGAUCGCUACGCUGUCUACUGGAACCGAACAAACCCAAGGUUCUACCGAGGAGACUACCACAUUGAUGUCUGCAUUAACGAUUAUUUGGACGUAUACUGUCCCCACUACAUUGACACGGUCCCUGAGAAGAAAAUGGAGCACUACGUCCUCUACAUGGUCAACUACGACGGCUACAGCUCUUGCGACCACACGGCGAAAGGUUUCAAGCGUUGGGAGUGCAACCGGCCUCACUCGCCCAACGGGCCGCUGAAGUUCUCUGAGAAGUUUCAGCUUUUCACACCAUUCUCACUGGGAUUUGAAUUUCGGCCAGGCAGAGAAUAUUACUAUAUCUCAUCUACAGUCAGUGAAAAUGGGAGACGGAGCUGCUUGAGGCUGAAAGUUUUCGUCAGACCUUCAAACAACUGCGAGAAGAGUCACGACCGCGUUGUAAAGGUCAAUGAUGGAAGCAUUAACUCUAUAGAAGAUAAUAAUGACGGAACGAGUCACGAAUCUGCAGAACCAUCCCGAGGUGAUGUCAACGGCGCCGGAUGCAUUCAGACUGUAGGGCCCUUGUUGGCCUCAGCGCUGGUUCUUUUGGCUUCCCUCUCCUCCUUAUAGCAUCCCACACAUACGCGGUGACACACCUGAAAUACACAGGAGGACUCGUGAUCGAGCACUUUUAAGAAACAUUGAGAUCUUUCUCUCCGCUGAAAAGUAGUUUCUCGCAUAGGAAGACGUUCAUCCAUUGGCGAUAUAACUGGAUGGUUUUCAAUGAACAAAAGCCCCACCCCACGAAAAAAAAAACACUCUGUUGUACACAUAUAAAACCCACUAAACUAUGACACGCACACUAAAAUAGGUCCGUGUCCUUUCGGUGCCCCUAUGUGACGUUGGAGAGGGACUUGUAAUUGGGGGCAGAGGAAGAAAAUUACUCUUUUUCACAAAGACUGCUUUCAGUGUUGCCAUCCAGAAAAGAGAAGUCAGAGCAACAGAGCAAGAGGACUGUCUGAGGGAUCUCUCCACGUGCAUUGUGGGAAAACGUCGUCACUGUGGACUCAACUGCUGACUCUACUAGAUAUCAAGGCAAAUUGUUGCCUGAUAGCAUCCCUUAUAAAGAGGGAGCUUUUUAAUAUCUCAACCGGAGUAGUCCGCGUGGACUCAGGUGCUCAGGUGAACGGUGACCAUUUUUGAAGCGUUUUCGUAGAUAAAAGAAAAAGAUAAGCACUCGUUUUGUACAUUGUGUACAGGUGUACAUGGGACUGAAACACAGAUGUGGUGUUCUUGAAGUAAAAUGCUCAAGUGUAGCUGCCAAAAUCGAUGUUUUGUUAGAGGAGUACGGAGCCUCACUGAUCGAUCGUUUGAGUGAAUAUACUAAUUUGUUUGGUGAAUCAUCCUUUUCUUAUUUAUUGUUCAGUCUUAGUGCUCUUGACACUUUGUUGUACUAGUCAUCAGCCAGGAUUCAGGAGAAAGGAACACAAAAUGCCUAGCUGCAGUCCUCUUAACUUGAUUUAGACGAAUAACAACUGCAUUGCAGAAUAACUUAUGGUAAUGUGUUAAUAUUUUAGCAAGUCAAUCCUUGAAAUGAUAUCAGGGGGAAAAACAGUAGUACGUCUCCAUAUCAUGUCCGUCAGGGGUCACGUCGCUCCUUAAAAGGGUCCAUUAUCAUGGAGAAGAGGGAGGAAAUGGUUUGCAUUAAUUUUGUAAAUGCUUCCUGUCUUUUUACCCUAGAGUAGUACAGCAUUAACAUUUUAAUUCGGUCAAUAAAAUGAGCUCAUACCUUGCCAAUUGAAUUGUUAA
This is a messenger RNA of Sinocyclocheilus rhinocerous, 2566 nucleotides long. RefSeq names its product ephrin-A5b-like. The transcript has 5 exons. Gene Ontology annotation, molecular function: ephrin receptor binding. Gene Ontology annotation, cellular component: external side of plasma membrane; plasma membrane. NCBI's taxonomy places the organism in Eukaryota, Metazoa, Chordata, Actinopteri, Cypriniformes, Cyprinidae. The record is from RefSeq and is a predicted model, not a curated record. The coding region runs from base 704 to 1387 and encodes 227 amino acids. Gene Ontology annotation, biological process: ephrin receptor signaling pathway; regulation of actin cytoskeleton organization; axon guidance.